This is a messenger RNA of Harpegnathos saltator (Jerdon's jumping ant), 3244 nucleotides long. RefSeq names its product piwi-like protein Siwi. The record is from RefSeq and is a predicted model, not a curated record. Gene Ontology annotation, molecular function: protein binding; RNA binding. Bases 113 to 3244 code for a protein of 1043 amino acids. The transcript is spliced from 18 exons. NCBI's taxonomy places the organism in Eukaryota, Metazoa, Arthropoda, Insecta, Hymenoptera, Formicidae.
GCAGUCACUGUUAAAAGCGCUAUUCAAUUCAACUUGGCUGUUGAGUACUCAAGUUCUUAAUUGCUGUCGUUCAUUAUUGAAGAAGCAUCCAUUAGCAAGAAGAGGAAUAAAGAUGUCUAAUCCAAUUCAAAAUAUACCUCAAGGUAUACCUCAAUACCAAAAUGUACCUCAAUAUAUACCUCAAGGUGCACUUCCCUAUGGCUAUCAUCCAAACCCCAUGUUAGGAUAUGCUACAAAUACCAUCGGUCAUAAUAUUCAGCCUAUCGAUGGAAGAAUUCACUAUGUAUCAUAUCACUACGAAAUGCCUCAAGAUACAUACUGCUGUGUCCAAAUCCCCACGCGCCCAGAAUAUUCUACACAUACAGUAUUUUGUCCAGUAGUCGACCUGCAUUUACAACAACAGUACCAAAUAAAUCGUUUUGAAGGUCUAGCUUGCGAUGGCCAAUUUACAGUCUACACGUAUCCAGGAUAUUCUACAAAUGUCAUAUAUGUUCCAAUCAUCAGAAACGCACAAAUCCCGCAUUUCCAAUAUCCGUACCAAGCAAAUAUUCCUGGAUCCUAUUAUAAUCUUCAAGCCCCAGUUCCAAUAUUUGCGGAAAAUAUUUCUUUCUCUACUAUGGAGAGUCCAAUGUAUACACAUCAAAGUGAGCAGCCGUCAGAAGAACUACAGAUGGAUGAUCCUCCUCAAGCCCCCGUUUCAGAAUUUCCGGAAGAUACUUCUUCCUCUACUAUAGAGAGCUCCAUGUUUACAUAUCAAUACACUGAGGAGAAGUUCUCCGUAAUUUCAAUAACUUCACUAACACAUUCAGAACAUGAUACUACUGACGAACAUAAAAAUGCAGUAGAAGAACUUAUGGCUCCGGAACCUUUCAACACCAGACCAAGUAAUUUAGAGUCUAAACAAGGAUACUCAGGUGCUCCUAUUAAUCUAAUAACAAAUUAUAUCACUUUGGAAUGUCCAACUGACGGUCAAUCUUUCUAUAAGUAUAAUGUAACUUUUAGACCGGAAAUAGAAAAUAUUGUAUCUCGUAAAACUAUCCUCAGGUUAAGGAAAGAAACAAUCAAGCCAUAUGUAUUCAAUGGAAAUGUUUUAUAUAGCACCAUUAAAUUAGAACAUGAUUGGGAGUUCGCGCUAACUAAAUAUAACAGUAAUGAGAUCGUCAGAGUUAAACUGUCUUAUGUUGGAGAAAUAGUCCCGAAAAAUCCGUUUAGUGUUAAAAUUUAUGAUAUGAUAAUAAAACAUUGCUUUAAACAUUUACAAAUGAUGCAGCUAGGCUAUUGUCACUUCAAUGUAAAAGAAGAGAAAAACAUAGAAAACACUCGGGAAAUAAUGUGGCCUGGUUAUAUCACAUCGGUUCAAAAACACGAGAACAAUAUUCUGAUACGUUGCGAAGUAAUGUAUAAAAUAUUGAGACAUCUACCGUUUAAUAAUUUUAAUCCUGCAUCGGAUUCUAUCGAUCGGAACAAGUACACCGAUAUUAUUGGAGCUUACGUAAUAACGCUCUAUACAGAAGAAGUAUAUUGUAUUGAAAAUGUCGAUUUUAAGAAGAAUCCUUCCUCGAUAAUGGCAUUUAAUAUGUCCUAUUUUGAUUAUUAUAAAAACACAUAUGAGAUUACCAUAAGAAAUCUAAAUCAACCACUGUUAUAUGCAAGACAAAAAUUAGGGGAACGAAGUACAGACAAAAAGUAUGUUUAUCUAGUCCCUGAAUUGUGUUGUACUAUAGGUGUAACCAAUAAUAUAAGACAGAAUAAAACACUAAUGAAAAAUUUUUCUAAGUAUUCUCGUAUGGACGCUAAGAAGCGACUAAAUGAAUACAUAAAAUUACAUCAAAUUCUUUAUUCAGAACAAGCAAUCAAAGAAGAACUUCGAGAAUGGAAUGUUGCGUUAGGUAAAGAAUUAGUCCAGUUUACAAGUCGUACAUUAUCUCCUAGAAAGCUUGUAUUUGGAGGAAACAAUAUUAUUUCUGCUAACAAGACUGGAGAUUGGACGGACAAUAUACUACAAAAGUUAUUACAUACGAAGAGAUUGGACAAUUGGAUAAUAAUAUGCCGUCAGCACCAUCAAAUAACGACCUUUGUACAGAAUUUGACGAAUGUAUGCAGUAAAUUAUCAAUUGGUGUUUCCACCCCACAGUGUCAUUAUACCGAUAAUACAAACCCGGAAGCGUAUAGUAACUUCCUGGAGGACAUUCUUGAGAGGAAUUCCCCUAAUUUAAUUUUCUGCAUAAUAAGCAAAUCCAAUGUUGGUCUAUAUCAAGCUAUUAAGCGGAAAUGUUGCUUAGACAGACCUGUACCAACACAAGUCUUUUUGGAAAAAAACUUAAUAUCCAGAAAGCUUGAUAGUAUUAUUACGAAAUUAGCAGUACAGAUAAAUUGUAAAUUGGGUGGAGCCCCUUGGCAUAUACAAUACGAGAGUGAGAAGAAAGAUGAAGACAAGACAAAAUUUAUGGCUAUUGGUUUUGAUACAUGUCUUGAUAAAGAUGAUAAGAAUAAUAAGGAGAAAAAAUUCUUGAUUAUGGUAGCAACUACAAAUCCAACACUGACACAGUUCUGCAGCUUUGUCACUGAGUAUCAUAAUGAAAAGGAAUUUUUAAGUGGAAUCGACGAUGGUAUAAGCAAGGCUUUGAAAAAAUACUAUGAAAUAGAGAAUGCUAUGCUAAACUACAUUAUAAUCUAUCGCAACGGUGUUGAUGAAAAAGAAAUUCAAAAUGUUUAUAAGAACGAAGUAAAAAAAUUGGAAGAAACGGUGAAAAACUAUAACAAGAAAAAUGGCAAGGAUAUAAAAAUAAUAUUUAUUAUUGUGACAAGAAGAAUUCGUACAAUAUUAUUCGAUAGGAACAAAGAAGGGAAUCCGCCAAUAGGUACAAUCGUCGACGAUGUUUUGACUAAUGUAUCUAAAUACGACUUCUUUCUUGUAUCACAACACGUUCAUGCAGGCACAAUUUCACCAACCUCAUACAAUAUAAUAUUAUUUGAUCCCGGUCUAACUGCAAAUGAUUUACAAAACUUUACCUAUAAUUUAACUUAUAUGUAUUUCAAUAGUUUCAAUACCGUACGUAUACCAGCGGUUCUGCAGUAUACACAGAAGUUAUCGCAAUUAGUGGUACGAUAUCUUCAUUCACCUCCAAAAGAAGAAUUAAGUGAUGAACUCUUCUUUUUUAUCAUUAAAGCCACUAGCAAAAUAGCUAAUACAGAAGCAUGCAAGCAAUCCAAUAGGAAAAAACAUCAUACGCCAGUGGUUUAA